GCACUCAUUUUAACUCUGUCGAUCAUACAUAAUGUUUCGUAAUAGCUGCUAAAAAAUAAGUUUAUUAAUAGAAAUGGCCCCUGGAUUAGAAACCUUGAAAAGAGGUAGCAUCCAACUCCAAAGAGUAGCCCAAAAAGUUGUCAACGAUCAAAUUGGGUCUAGGCAUGUUCUGGCGGUGUUUGUAGUCACAGGUUUUGUCCUUUGCGGCGUAGUUGAACAAAGCGCAUCAGUGGCUUUAAGGGCAAAUAGUACUUCCAGUUAUUCAGCAGCUGAAUUUGCAGAAUAUGUUGAAAACACCAGUUAUAUAACACGAUAUUGUCAACCACCUUCUAACAAAUCGGUAGUCCACGUUGUGCGAUCAAUUCCACACAUUGAGAUUCCAAUGACCCGAACUGAUGAAACUGAAGCUGUGCUAAGACAAGCUUUCAUGUGGGGAAGUCUCGUAUCACCAUUAGCAGCCAGUAGGGUGGCAGCGAGAGUCGGAGCAGAACGGUUAUUUGGUGCUGGGGUUCUUGGAACCGGAGUUGUGGCAAUUAUGGUACCAGCGUCGUGGUUAACACCUAGUCAUGUUGCUAUCAGAAUAGUUCAAGGCAUUUUUGUGGGUGCCACCUUUCCGGCAGCUCACAUGUUGGCAGUAACUUGGAUCAAAACCAAACAUGUCAGUGCGUUUGUUUCUUUAUAUACAGCUGUUAACCUGGGUUAUGCAGUUGUGGGGAUUUUAGGGACGCUUCUGGUCAGGAGUUGUGGUCGUGAUUUUUUAAGUUAUGUUAUUGCAUUGUCAUCGUUUCUUUGGUACUUCUUGUGGUGGAGAUUUGUGGAAGAGAGUUUGCAUCCCAAUAGGCCCAAACGAGACGAACACAGAAACUUACCUUGGAGGCGACUACUCACUUCUAAACCAGCAUGGGCUUGUGGUAUCACAGUUAUAGGAAGUCAAUGGGCCGAUGCUACUCUCAUGUUGGGGGUCACAAAAUAUCUGAAACUAGUUUAUGGAUUUUCAAUCGAAUAUCAAGACAUCCUUCAAUCAUUACCCCACAUUGGGCAUUUUUUCGCCGCUAUCACUUUUGGAGUAGUUGUAGACCAUGUUAGACAAUCAGGAAUCGUAUCAACAACAACUGCAAGAAAAUUAUUCGUUUACAUUUCACAUUUCCCUCCUGCUGCUUUAAUGUUCGUUUUGGGUUACACAGGCUGCGAUCCUGCUGCUCCUGCAGCUCUCUACACUGCUGCUUUGGCCUUUACUGCAGCAACACCAGCUGGAGCUUUUGCAAGUGCAGCUGACAUUGCCCCAAAUUUUGCAGGGACGGUUUUUGGCCUAUGUCAGACUGUGGGGGCUGCUGGCCUUCUCGCAGCUAAUUACGUGGUGUCCGAAGGUUUACACGGUUCAUUUGCAGGUUGGUGGAGACUGGUUUUUGGGGUCUCCUCCGCUGUGCUUUUGACAACAGCUGCGUUUUUUAUGGCCAUGGGGAGCGGGUCAGUCCAGGACUGGAACGCUCCAGGUGAUAUAGAACCAGAGUUGGAACCAAUCGAAGAACCUUCAAGACUAGAUUCUGUUCUUGAGUAGACAAUGAAGGGAAAAUUGGAUCGUGCGACACCAUUAUUAUUACAUCAUGUAAAUUAGAAAAUGAAACCAUCUGAAUAUUCAUUAAUUGUUUUAUUGUAAUAAUAGAACAGUUCAAAAAGAAACGACAUGUAGAUAAGUUCCCACGUAAAGUAUUCACAUCUUUGGUAAUGGUUGCGCAAUAUUUACAUAAUUGAAGCAUGCAAUCU
Tribolium madens (black flour beetle) is the source of this 1764-nucleotide messenger RNA. Its product is annotated as sialin-like. Gene Ontology annotation, cellular component: plasma membrane. The record is from RefSeq and is a predicted model, not a curated record. Gene Ontology annotation, molecular function: transmembrane transporter activity. Gene Ontology annotation, biological process: transmembrane transport; monoatomic anion transport. Lineage: Eukaryota; Metazoa; Arthropoda; Insecta; Coleoptera; Tenebrionidae. The transcript is spliced from 10 exons. The coding region runs from base 74 to 1558 and encodes 494 amino acids.